Molecule: messenger RNA, 1660 nt
Organism: Vicia villosa (hairy vetch)
Lineage: Eukaryota; Viridiplantae; Streptophyta; Magnoliopsida; Fabales; Fabaceae
Product: GDP-mannose 3,5-epimerase-like
Exons: 7
Coding region: 221-1360 (379 amino acids)
Molecular function (GO): GDP-mannose 3,5-epimerase activity; NAD binding
Source: RefSeq, a predicted model, not a curated record
CAUAAUUUUGGUGUAGAUAUAGCAUUGCUCCAGAUAGAUACAUAGCUAGCUCUACCCAUUUACGUUGCAACAAAAUAACGAAACCAGUGGCCCUCACUUCUCUUCUAUAUAUACCUAUAUCAUUUCCCAUCAAUCCAUCCUUUCUCACACCAUUCCCUUUCCCUCUCUCUCCAUACAUUAUCACUAUCUCUUCUCUUUCAUUUACCUCUCCUCAGGUAGAAUGGGAAGUACUGGAAAAACUAACUACGGAGAAUACACCUAUGAGAAUCUUGAGAGGGAGCCUUACUGGCCAUCAGAGAAGCUGAAAAUUUCCAUCACUGGUGCUGGUGGUUUUAUCGCGUCGCAUUUAGCGCGGCGUCUUAAGAAAGAGGGGCAUUACAUUAUUGCUUCUGAUUGGAAGAAAAAUGAGCACAUGACUGAGGAUAUGUUCUGUGAUGAGUUCCAUCUUGUUGAUCUUAGGGUCAUGGAUAACUGCCUUACGGUUACGAAAGGGGUUGACCAUGUUUUCAAUCUUGCUGCGGAUAUGGGCGGGAUGGGGUUUAUUCAGUCGAAUCAUUCGGUUAUUAUGUAUAACAAUACUAUGAUUAGCUUUAACAUGAUUGAGGCUGCUAGGAUUAAUGGCAUUAAGAGGUUCUUUUAUGCCUCUAGUGCUUGUAUCUACCCUGAAUUUAAACAGUUGGAAACUAAUAAUGUGAGCUUGAAGGAGUCGGAUGCAUGGCCUGCUGAGCCACAAGAUGCGUAUGGGCUAGAGAAGCUUGCAACAGAGGAGAUAUGCAAGCAUUAUAACAAAGAUUUUGGAAUUGAGUGCCGCAUUGGAAGGUUCCAUAACAUAUAUGGUCCUUUUGGUACAUGGAAAGGUGGAAGGGAGAAGGCUCCUGCUGCUUUUUGUCGGAAAGCAAUCACAUCUACUGACAAAUUUGAGAUGUGGGGAGAUGGUUUGCAAACACGAUCAUUCACAUUCAUUGAUGAGUGUGUUGAAGGUGUACUUAGACUGACUAAAUCCGACUUCCGUGAGCCGGUAAAUAUUGGAAGUGAUGAAAUGGUCAGCAUGAAUGAGAUGGCUGAGAUCGUUCUUGGUUUUGACGACAAGAAAACUCCUAUACAUCACAUUCCUGGCCCAGAGGGUGUUCGUGGUCGUAACUCAGACAAUACACUUAUCAAAGAGAAACUUGGCUGGGCUCCAACAAUGAAGUUGAAGGAUGGACUGAGGAUUACUUACAUCUGGAUUAAGGAACAGCUUGAGAAGGAAUCGGCUAAAGGUAUCGACACAUCAGGAUAUGGAUCAUCAAAAGUGGUGCAAACCCAAGCUCCAGUGCAGUUAGGCUCACUUAGGGCAGCAGAUGGCAAAGAAAGUAGUUAAUUCAUGGCAGUAGCAGUCAAGUUAAUGUUUCAGGAAAAGAGUUGGCUUCAUAUUGCAGAUUAAUAAAGGCCUGUGGUCAUGGUUAUUAGCUGUUCGCAGGUUAUUUAUGCGUAGAUCGGAAUCUUCGAUGCUUGUUGUAUUUCAUAUCGCUAUUUUUAUAGCACUUGUCGGUGCUUGAAGUGGUUUACUGCACUAGAAGUUGUAAACCAUUUCUUUUUAGUCUUAGCCUUUGGUUAAUAAGCGGACAAUUGUUUUCUGCCUUGUGAUUUCUGAAGUUCAAUGUAAUUCAUUUUCAUGUUA